AAAGGACAGCGCUAGAAAAAGAGCGUCUGCGUGCAGAGCCCCCUUCCCGCUCUCACUCGUCAGUGUAGCAAAGGCGCAGCGUGCGGAGCAGAGCUCUUGCCUGCGCCUCCUCCUCCUCCUCCUCUUCAUCCUGGUGGCUCAGCUGCUUUUCUUCCUCCGCAGUCCGGAAGCUGCUUCUCCUUCUCGUCGUCCUCCUUCGUCACCUUCUUCUUGUUGCUCUUUUUUUCCUCCCACUCGCUGCAGGCUCACUUUGGAUCGCUUUCCUUUUUCUGCCCGCUUUUGCCUUUUUUUCUCUUGGUCUUCUUUUUGCGCACUGAGGACGCGGCGUCGGCGGCUGGCGUCGGCGUGCGUGCGUGCGCGCGCGCGGGCGUGCACGCGGCCAUGGCUCCCCGCAUGCUGCUUGCGCUGCGCGCGUGCUUGCUGCUGUUUCAGGGAGCGACGCUGCACGCCGACUCCAUCAUUCACAUUGGUGCGAUCUUUGAGGAGAACGCGGCCCGGGACGACGAGGUGUUCCAGCUGGCCGUGUCGGACCUCAGCCUGAGCGAUGACGUGCUGCAGAGCGAGAAGAUCACGCACUCCAUCAAGCUCAUCCAAGCCAACAACCCUUUCCAGGCCGUGCAAGAAGCCUGCGAGCUGAUGAACCAAGGCAUCCUGGCGCUGGUGACAUCCACGGGCUGCGCCUCGGCCAGCGCGCUGCAGUCGCUGACGGACGCUAUGCACAUCCCGCACGUGUACGUGCAGAGGAACGGCGGCGGCUCGCCCAGGACCUCGUGCCAGCUCAACCCCAGUCCGGGAGGGCGCGGGUACACGUUGGCGGCCCGCCCGCCCGUGCGCCUCAAUGACGUCAUGCUCACACUGGUGGAGGAGCUGCGCUGGCAGAAAUUCAUCGUCUUCUACGACAUCGAGUACGACAUGCGAGGCCUUCAGGGUUUCCUGGACCGGGCGUGUCGAGAAGGUCUGGACGUGUCUCUGCAGCGGGUGGACAAGAACAUCAGUCAGGCCUUCAGCGACCUGUUCACUUCCAUGAGGACGGAGGAGCUCAACCGAUACCGCGACACGCUGCGCCGCGCCAUCCUGCUGCUCAGCCCGCGUGCCGCACACGCCUUCGUGCAGCAGGCGGUGGAAACCAAUCUGGCCUCCAAGGACAGCCACUGGGUAUUUGUCAACGAGGAAAUCAGCGACGCUGAGGUCCUGGAGCUUACCGACGGCGCGCCGGGGCGCAUGACGGUCGUCCGGCAGAUUUUCCCGCUGUGGAAAGACGGCGGCGCUCGAUGCGUCAGACACAACCAUCGCAUCUCGUCGCUGCUGUGCGACCCUCGGGAAGGCUACCUGCACAACCUGGAGGUCUCCAACCUGUACCUGUACGACAGCGUGCUGAUGCUGGCCAACGCUUUCUACAGGAAGCUGGAGGACAGGAAGUGGCACAGCAUGGCCAGCCUCAACUGCAUCAGGAAGUCCACCAAGCCCUGGAACGGAGGCUGGUCCAUGCUGGAGACCAUCCGGAAGGGCAACAUCACGGGGCUGACGGGCACCAUGGACUUCAAGGAUGCCGGGGCCAACGCGCACGUCCACUUUGAGAUCCUAGGCUCCAGUUUCGGCGAGACCUUCAGCAAGGACAUCAAGCGGUUGGCCACGUGGGACCCGGUGCGCGGCCUGAACGGUAGUUUGAAGGAGAGCCGCAUCGAGAGCGGCAUGCAGGGAGUCACCGUCAAAGUGGUCACCCUGCUGGAGGACCCGUUUGUGAUGGUCGCGGAGAACAUCCUGGGCCAGCCCAAACGCUACAAAGGCUUCUCCAUUGACGUGCUGGACGCUUUGGCCAAGAACCUGGGCUUCAAGUAUGAGAUCUACCAGGUGAGCGCCCCCCCCCCCCUCGCUGACUCUGCACUUUCUGAAAUGUUGAUGGCGGUCCCGCAGGUGUCGGACAGCAAAUACGGGUCUCAGCUUUCCAACGGCUCCUGGAACGGGAUGAUCGGCGACCUGAUCAACAAGAGAGCCGACCUGGCCGUGUCGGCCAUCACCAUCACGCCGGAGCGCGAGAACGUGGUGGACUUCAGCAAGCGCUACCUGGACUACAGCGUGGGCAUCCUGCUAAGGAAGCCCGAAGAGAAGAUCAACAUCUUCUCGCUCUUUGUGCCUUUCGACUUGGCCGUGUGGGCCUGCAUCGCCGCCGCCGUCCCGCUGGUGGGCGUCCUCAUCUUCCUGCUCAACCGGCUGCAGGCGCUGCGCUCGUCGGCUGCCCGCAACGCGCCGCCGGGCCAGCCUGCCGAGGGUUCGGUCGCCGGAUCCCUGCACGGCGCCGUCUGGAUCGUCUACGGGGCAUUUGUGCAGCAAGGCGGUGAAGGCGCGGUAGGCUCGGUGGCGCUGAGGAUCGUCAUGGGCAGCUGGUGGCUCUUCACGCUCAUCGUAUGCUCGUCGUACACGGCUAACUUGGCGGCGUACCUGACCGUGUCCCGCAUGGACCACGCCAUACGGUCCUUCCAGGACCUGUCGCGGCAGAUGGAGGUGGACUACGGCACGGUGAGGGACUCGGCCGUGUACGACUACUUGCGCAACAAAGGCACCAACCCGCUGGAGCAGGACGGCACCUACGCCGAGCUGUGGAGGACCGUCAGCAAGAACGGCGGCCUGGAAUUCUCCGUUUCCAGCCCCUCGGAGGGCAUCCGCAAGGCCAAGAAGAGCGCGUACGCCUUCCUGUGGGACAUGGCGGCGUUGGAGUACGCAGCGCUGACGGACGACGACUGCGCCGUCACCGUGUCGGGCAGCGGCGUCGGCAGCAAAGGCUACGGCAUCGCCUUGCAACACGGCAGUCCCUACAGGGACCUCUUCUCACAAAAGAUCCUGGAGCUGCAGGAGAAGGGUGACCUGGACGUCCUGAAGCAAAAGUGGUGGCCCCGCGCCGGGCGCUGCGACCUGAGCGGCCACGCCAGCGCGCACCCGGACGGCCGCUCGCUCAAGCUGCACAGCUUCGCCGGUGUCUUCUGCAUCCUGGCCGCCGGGCUGCUGCUGGCCUGCCUGGUGGCCGGCCUGGAGGCCUGGUGGGGCGGCCACGGCUGCCGCCGACGCCGCCACGCGCCCAAAGAGGUCGCUAAGGAUUACGGGCUGGCUUUGGUUUCGGGUCCGUUGACUUAUAGUGACUUUUCUCCGUCCGAGGGGAGGAGGGACGUUUGGCCAGACGCAGGGAGAGGCUGGCAGCCAGCGCUUGCCGUUGGCACAGGACAAGGAGGUCAACCUGGAACAGGUGCAUCGGCGUAUGAACAGUCUUUUGGACGAGGACUUGGUCCACAAGCAGAUUCCCGGCCCCUCUAUCGAGAUAUCUGCGCUGGACAUGGGCAGCGUGGCGCCCGGCCAGGCGGGCCUGCUGCCUCCGGGCCUCUCUGUGACCACCUUCCUGCCCAGGGAGGGGCCGCCGCCGCCGCUGCCCGUGAGCCACCCUCACCUUGGGGGGACCCUGGGCCGGACGCCGCCCCAGCUGCCUGGCCAGCACCCUGGCAGCGGCGCGCUGGCGCCCCAGCUGGUGGCCAGCAUGCAGUGCAAGCACAGGGCGCCCAACGGGGGGCUCUUCCGCCAGAGCCCUGGCAAGGUGGCACUCUACCAGGCCGGACCCCUCACCGCAGCCAUUGAUGCCACCCACAGCACCUCCAUUUAGGCUGACCAGGUGUUUUUCUACACGCCGCUCGCCACUUGACUUUUCUGCUGCUGUAAAUUGGUGUAUAUAACAACAAGUGGGCCCCAAAUGUAUUUUGAAUAUUCUCCACUUUUCAACUCGCAUUCUACAAAAUAUAUUGUGUAUAUAAGGCGUGCAUAUACGGAUCUCAAUAUAGCCACCAGAAGUUUUCUAACGUUAGUCCAACACGUGACAGAAGCUAAAUUUACGGUGAUUGUUUUCUCAAUGGCUCCAAAAAAAGUAAGCGCUUUCCAUUCGCCGCUCCGCAAUUGUUUUUGUACGUCACCGUCGCCAUGACGACAGACAGAUUUAAUCCCAAUCGUUAUCUUUAAUCAAAGUUCAUCUUGUUUCAUUUCCUCCCCCUAAUCAAAAAGUCAAACUUCAUUAGAUGCUAAUGUUGGCACGGGUCAGCGUUAUUUGAUCUCAGGCGAUGAUGCUCGGCUCUGGUUGCCGUGACGACGCUGCUCCGAACACACGCAAAAAAAACAACCUUUUUUGGUCUGAAUGGAGUGAAACAGACGAGAGUCGACCGUCUGGCCGCCGUUCCCGCUCCUCGCCUCCUCCAUCGUGAGUCAAAGCUUCGUUGGGGCCGCCGGGCGCUUUUCUUCACUGCCGUGUGCUGGAAAGGUUUAGCUUAGCAUGCUAAAUGUCUGCAAUCUUUCUCACUCAUCACAGGCGGGCAAACGUUGAAUGGCGACAGCUGGACUAUUCUUUGAGGUGUGGCCUUGUCAAAAUGUUUUUUGUCCACUUUGUGGUGCGCCCACUCACAAAUGUUAACGCACCUACAUUUUCCAGCCGAAGCAGUCCGGUCGCGUGCGUUCAACUUUUGCUUGACGUCGGCUGGCUGGCUGUCGGGAGGCCGCCGCCCGCUUGUCUUUUGUGCUCCAACGGAGGACUUUAAUUUAUGGCCACGCCGCUCGGUGGACUUUCUUAUCUUUAAUAAAGAAGUAUGUUUACAACA
Molecule: messenger RNA, 4625 nt
Organism: Syngnathus acus (greater pipefish)
Lineage: Eukaryota; Metazoa; Chordata; Actinopteri; Syngnathiformes; Syngnathidae
Product: glutamate receptor ionotropic, delta-1-like
Exons: 17
Coding region: 382-3621 (1079 amino acids)
Biological process (GO): modulation of chemical synaptic transmission; monoatomic ion transport; synaptic transmission, glutamatergic
Cellular component (GO): postsynaptic membrane; plasma membrane
Molecular function (GO): transmitter-gated monoatomic ion channel activity involved in regulation of postsynaptic membrane potential; glutamate-gated receptor activity
Source: RefSeq, a predicted model, not a curated record